Molecule: messenger RNA, 1251 nt
Organism: Saxophila tyrrhenica
Lineage: Eukaryota; Fungi; Ascomycota; Dothideomycetes; Mycosphaerellales; Extremaceae
Exons: 2
Coding region: 1-1251 (416 amino acids)
Biological process (GO): protein deubiquitination
Molecular function (GO): cysteine-type deubiquitinase activity
Source: RefSeq, a predicted model, not a curated record
AUGCACACUCCGCACGCUCAUCAGGCCUGCUUACCAUCUCGGCCUCACUGGCGCUCUGCCGAAUUCGAAGAAUUCGAAGAACAAAGGCGCGGUUUUCUACUGUUAUAUGUCACUCUCUUUGUCUGGUUCUACUCGACGCGGAAGUGGAAGUGGGAAUAUCUUUACUGUUCUCGUAUACCGACUCCUCCUUGGAUGCAACCCUGCGAAGCAACAUCUUGGCCACUCUUCAGGCAAAACACUAUAUCGGUCCUUCGGUCAAUCGCCUCAUCUCUGCUUUACCAACCACGCUCAUUACUGACUGUUAUGGCUCCGAGAAUCAUUCUCAAACCUGGUCCUAAGCCAAAGGAUAAUGGUUCACGACAACGAGAUGGUUCCACCGGUCGUGCAACAAAGAGUCCGAGCCCUCAGAAGCGUGCCAGCCCGCUGGCUACUGGCGCUGAAAAUAGCUCAAACGGUGGAGCAACAGGAAGGAAGAGAUCCAGCACUCCGAGUGCCAGUCCGCCCGCAGGCGGAUCAGCAAAGAAAUCAUCAAGCAGCCCAAAGACCAGUCCAAGGACCAGUCCAUCCGGCAGUGCUGUCGCCGGGACGUCAAACGGCAAGGUGGUCCAAAAGCAGGCUCCUCGCAUGCAAAGGAAGUGGACCGGUCGCCAUUCGACGUUACGAAGCCGCGGGCUCAGGAACGAUGGCAACAUGUGCUACCGCAACGCCGUACUCCAAUGCCUGAUGCACUUGCGCGCCUACAGCCUGUAUUUCGAGCACGUGCACCUCAAUUGCGAAGUUCCAAAGGCCGUUUGUGUCCCCCGCUCACUGAAGGAUCUGCUCGAUACCUACUGGAGCGAUCAAGCUGAGAAGCAGGCCGAGCAGGCCUUGACCGAUACUAUGGAAGCGGCCUAUAAUACCAUGGACAACAACAUACAUCCCGAUCACCCUUUGUCCACUUUCUUCGCCAAAAGCCUCCAGGCCGAUGCUCCCGAGUUCUUGACUUACUUUUUAGAUGAGCUCGUAGCAUCCGAACCAACGGACGCGGCAUUGAAGAUUGAAGAGCUAUUCAACAUUCGGCACGAACAAGAAUGGGUUUGUGACGAAUGCGGUCAAAUCAGCCUCACCAAAGACCUCCCUGGGGAAGCAGGACACGGCUGGGGGAUCACUGCCAACAUUUUGGAACCAGAGAGGAUGAUUGGAUCGAUCAUGUCCUAUUUCCGUGCCAACGCCUAUGAGCAGAAGCUCGAAAUGUACUGCGAAUCUGAAUAA